Messenger RNA from Podarcis raffonei (Aeolian wall lizard), 1161 nucleotides. Its product is annotated as potassium channel subfamily K member 16-like. Lineage: Eukaryota; Metazoa; Chordata; Lepidosauria; Squamata; Lacertidae. Bases 140 to 949 code for a protein of 269 amino acids. The transcript has 6 exons. Gene Ontology annotation, molecular function: potassium ion leak channel activity. Gene Ontology annotation, biological process: stabilization of membrane potential; potassium ion transmembrane transport. The record is from RefSeq and is a predicted model, not a curated record. Gene Ontology annotation, cellular component: membrane.
CACGGGGUGUGUGUGUUAACUGCUCCUAACAAAUAGCUACCCAGUGAAAGGGAAGCACUGAGACUCUCCCAUCAGAUAUUGGAAGGUGAAGUGGAUCAUUUAAGAAGAAUUGUACUUGAAAGACCCUGUCAGGAACAACAUGCGUGUGAACAGGGUUCAGGGCAUCCUACUGCUGGCUGGCUUCAUGACUUACGUGGUGAUGGGUUCCUUCGUCUUCGAGAUUCUGGAGAAUGAUCACCACAAAUUUGUAAAAGAGGAAAUUUUUCGCCUGAAAGGGGAAUUUUUUUCAACCUACCCCAAACUCAGCCCAGAAGACGUGGAGUAUUUCAUACAGAAACUGAUAACAGCUGUUCAGAUGGGAAUAGAUCCAGUAGGAACCCAACCUCAUGACAAACAAGGCAGCUGGAAUUUCGCUAAUUCUUUCUUCUUCGUGGGCACUAUGUUAUGCACAAUAGGCUAUGGAUACCUCUGUCCCCGAACGAAAGAAGGUCAGAUCUUUUGUGUUAUUUUUGCUCUCUUUGGAAUUCCCUUCUACCUCAUCUGCUUGAACUAUAUUGGCUUUUUAGUCUCAGGGAUCUUUGAAUGGUGUGCAGAGCAAGUGUAUGGGAAAAAAAACAAGAAAUCAGCAAGAUACAUUUUCAUCUUCGUGGUUCUGGGACUUCUAAUGUUUCUUAUUUUGCCAUCAUUCUUCUUUCAAUGGAUGGAGGGCUGGGCUUAUUAUGAAGCUGUCUAUUAUACAUUUAUUACACUCAGCACCAUUGGUUUUGGAGACUAUCUAAUAGGGAGGAAGCAUGACAGGACAUAUAUUCCGGGCUACCGGACGAUCGCAUCCUUUUGGAUCGUCAUGGGUCUGGCCUGGAUAACUGUGUUGUUUGAACUGGUAUCAUCAUUACUGGCACCUGUGGAUCCAAAAGCAAGAUCACAAAAAGACAGUAGCGGGCAAAAAUAACACUGCCCCAAAGGCGUCAGUUUGCUACAUUUCCACUGGAGGAGAAUUUAUCUGGUGGAGACGGACAUAAAAAUCAGCUCUACUCAAGAACCUCCCCUGAGCUUUUUAUAAUUAUAUGGCAUUGUGACAUCCAAGUGAUUCCUUAAAAACUGGCUAGCUGGUCUAUAAGUUAAAGUAAUUCCUAAUAAACUGUGAAAUAGCUGGGUUUUCUG